Molecule: messenger RNA, 159 nt
Organism: Phytomonas sp. Hart1
Lineage: Eukaryota; Euglenozoa; Kinetoplastea; Trypanosomatida; Trypanosomatidae
Source: the annotation of a GenBank genome assembly
AUGAUAUCCCAAAUGUUGAAAUUUAAAUUAUUAUUUUUUUCCCCCAAUUUUAAGCAUAAUUUUACGAAAGAUUGCUAUUUCUUUUCUAUUUAUAGGGAGGAGGAAUGGGUAAGGCAGCGACCUUGUGCCAAUAAUAUAGGAACGCAACGCACAUGCUAG